AUUCCAUUCCACCAUGAUCGCAUCGCGUUGUGGUGGUCGGAAACAAUUUAGCUGAAGGAAACCUCCGGUAGCAGCUACUGAUAUUACAGUGGCGAGCAUAUAAGUCGUCUUUGUGACAGUUAACAGAACCUAUAAUUUUGAUUCGUUAGUCUUCUCGGGUAGCACAUCCGAUGUCACUCUUGAACCAGCUCUUCAAUCGAGGCGUUUUUGGUUCCAAAUGUAAAACAUGCCUGACCUUGGCUCUCUCACGCAUGAAGUUGCUUCAGAACAAGAGGGAGUUGAAUCUAAAACAGAUGCGCAAGGAGAUAGCACAAUUCUUGCAGGCCGGCCAAGAAGCAAUUGCUCGAAUCCGUGUGGAGCAUGUGAUACGGGAACAAAACAUAUGGGCUGCUUUCGAGAUACUAGAGCUCUUCUGUGAGUUUGUUCUCGCCCGCAUUCCAAUUAUUGACGCUCAGAAGGAAUGUCCUGCUGAGGUGCGAGAGGCUGUUGCAAGCAUAAUAUUUGCCUCUCCAAGAUGUUCAGAAGUUCCUGAUCUACUGCAGAUCAAGAAUUUGUUUACUGCUAAAUAUGGCAAGGAGUUUGUCAUGGCUGCUUCGGAGCUCCGACCUGACUCUGGUGUCAACCGCGCAAUCAUAGAAAAACUAUCAAUUGGUACACCAUCUCCGGAAGAAAGGCUCAAGGUGUUGAAGGAAAUUGCAAAAGAGUACCAUCUGGAAUGGGACUCUUCUGAAACAGAAGCUGAGCUCAAUAAACGGCAUGAGGAUCUUCUGGCUGGAGCUAAGCAAGCUGUACCAGAGGGUUCCCAUUCUCAAGUUCCCAGCAUUCAGAGUUGUCCCAAGUCUCAUACCAAUCAGACAUCCAUGGACAGCAGACAAGAAUAUGUGCAGUUUCAAGCUUCAAGUCCCACUAUGGCAUCAUGUAAGAAGCCCCUAGCGAAGACUGAUGAAGUCAAUCACCCACCACCAAUCAGGAAUCACAAUGCAGAAAAAUUCUCUGAUGGUAGAAAGGGGACGAAAGCACAACCAUCUGAUGUCUUGGAGGUUGCUCGAGCUGCUAUUGCAUCUGCAGAACGAGCCACUGCAGCUGCACAUGCGGCUGCUGCGCUUGUGAGUGUCAAUUUUGGUUCUCUGAAUCUUCAAGAAAGCAAGCUUUCUUGACGGUGGAAUGGACAAACUGGGACCUGCAUGCUUGAGGUUGCAAGAGUAAGAUUUGAAGCCACCAUGAAAUAUCUUUUAUUUUCAGUUGUUUGGAUAUUAUAAUCCCAUGAGGAAGCUAAUACCAAUUGUUAUUGCUUUCCAUACUUAUUUCCUCUCUGUAACGUCGAACCUGACCACUCGCUUUUCCAUCAGAUGUGGAAGAAAGAACUGAUUACAAAUGGUAAUUCAUGGCCGACAAGAUGACGGGGAUACAUGUAUAAUUACAAUCUGUAUUAACUGUUUAUUGGUACAUAUAAGAUGCAGUACCACAAACAAUAGCUAAGUAAAUCGCAAGUUAACCAUUCAUUUCAUUGAACAAGGGAUGUAGGGUAGGGAUUUCUAAAAUGUGGGAUUUUGACCACAAUCAGCAGGUUGGAGGAGGAGACGAAGAAAGGAGAUGGCGAUGGUCUGUGGAGACGCGUUGGUGAUGGGUGGUGAUGCCGGAGGAGAGGAAGAAGGAGAUACAACGGCGGCGGACGAUGGAGAGGGAGAAUAGGGAGAUAGAAGGAGAGGAAGAAGAAGUUAGGGAUUAACGAAGAGUUAGUUGUAUGAGUGAGGGCAAUUUUCGGUUUUUAGAAAAUCAUUAGUGAUAGAUUUGGAAAAAAUAAAAUAAAAGUGAAAUGUGAGAUUUCGAAAAAUAUGGGACAAGUAUUUCAAAAAUCUACAAUGGAGGGAUUUCAAAUUUCCUCACCCAAAAUUCCACGCGA
Molecule: messenger RNA, 1903 nt
Organism: Linum tenue
Lineage: Eukaryota; Viridiplantae; Streptophyta; Magnoliopsida; Malpighiales; Linaceae
Source: the annotation of a GenBank genome assembly